This is a messenger RNA of Lasiosphaeria miniovina, 978 nucleotides long. RefSeq names its product armadillo-type protein. The transcript is spliced from 2 exons. Gene Ontology annotation, biological process: peptidyl-hypusine biosynthetic process. The record is from RefSeq and is a predicted model, not a curated record. Lineage: Eukaryota; Fungi; Ascomycota; Sordariomycetes; Sordariales; Lasiosphaeriaceae. Bases 1 to 978 code for a protein of 325 amino acids. Gene Ontology annotation, molecular function: deoxyhypusine monooxygenase activity.
AUGGCCAUAGCAACCGAGAACUCGACAAUCCAGGCGCUGCGGCAGAGCCUGUGCUCCGAGGCAACACCCCUGUCGGUACGAUUUCGGGCGCUGUUCUCGCUCAAGCACCUGGCGCGGCAGUCGGCGACACCUGAGGAGUCGCUGGCCGCCAUCGACGCCAUCGCCGCGGCCCUUAAUUCGCCCUCGGCGCUGCUCAAGCACGAGCUGGCAUACUGCCUCGGGCAGACGGGGAAUAACGCAGCUAUCCCGCACCUGACGGCUGUCUUGGAAGACCUGCAGGAGGAUCCCAUGUGCAGGCACGAGGCGGCCGAGGCGCUGGGCGCGCUAGGCGCCGCGGACAGCCUCGAUAUUCUCAAGCGAUUCCGCGACCGUGUCGGGGAAGAGGUGGUGGUCACGGAGACGUGCGAGAUUGCUGUCGAUAGGAUAGAAUGGGAGAACUCGGAGCAGAGGAAACGGGAAAGGCUGCGGCAAAGUGAUUUUGCUUCUGUCGACCCUGCUCCACCCAUGCCCCAGGAAUCCGAGAGCACAGUUGAAGAGCUGGAGAGAGCCCUCCUAGAUACAAGCCUGGCACUGUUCCGGAGAUACCGGGCCAUGUUCGGCCUCCGUGACCUGGCCUCGCCUCCCGACCUUCCCACUGCUGUCCCGGCCGUCCAUGCUCUUGCCAAGGGCUUCGCCGACUCGUCGGCCCUGUUCCGCCACGAGAUCGCCUUCGUAUUCGGACAGCUCUCACAUCCUGCAUCCAUCCCUGCCCUUACUGCCGCCCUGAGCGAUCUCGAGGAGGCCAGCAUGGUCAGGCACGAGGCCGCAGAGGCUUUGGGAAGCCUCGGGGACGAGGAGGGCGUCGAGGAGACCCUGAAACGAUUCCUGGACGACAAGGAAGCCGUUGUACGGGAGAGCGUGAUUGUAGCUUUGGAUAUGGCAGAGUAUGAGAGGAGCAACGAGGCUGAAUACGCCUUGAUCCCAAAGGUUACUGCGUAG